CUCCUCCCCACGAACGCCCAAUCCAGCGCAGGUUGAGGCGCACACCCACAUCUUCCCAAUUUAGAAGUCUCACAAGGAAGCCUCUCAAGAUGAAGCCCGUUUUUGGAGCGAUGCAAGCUUGGUCUUGCAUCGUCAUCUCCGCCUUCGCCAUCGUGAUCCUCUCUGUCAUCGGCUCCCUUUUCCGCUCCAACCACCACUCCAUGAUGGGCUCGACCGGCGAUCCCAAGGAUGGUGCCGCUGUUGCCGUUACCGUCUUCUCAGCCGUCGUCGUUUACGCUGUCUUCCUCGUAGGCUGCGCUUUCCAAGCAUACCUUCAUAUCCGCGAGAAUCGCCGUGGCGCCAUCACGCUGUCGUAAUAUGGGUCUGGGAUUCGAGGCGUGGUGUUUUGGGCGUUUGGGUUUGAUGAUUCCGUUAUAGAGAUUCCUUUUGAGGUUCGGGGAUUGGGGGGAUAAUUGAUGACAGGAAGUAGGGGGUGAGGGAGAGAGGCGAGAUUCUUGCAUGGAUGCGUGUGAUGGAGAGAUGUUGGAUGCGUUGAUAUAUGUUGAGCCGAGGUGGGUGGACAUUCUCGGAUGGGAGUGGGGUAAAUAUCUACCUAUUGCUCAUUGUUU
This is a messenger RNA of Amorphotheca resinae ATCC 22711, 608 nucleotides long. RefSeq lists its product as hypothetical. Lineage: Eukaryota; Fungi; Ascomycota; Leotiomycetes; Helotiales; Amorphothecaceae. The record is from RefSeq and is a predicted model, not a curated record. The transcript is spliced from 3 exons. The coding region runs from base 90 to 356 and encodes 88 amino acids.